AUGGGGGUCGCUCGCAAUUAGUUUAUUCCAACUGGAUUGACAUUUAAAUAACAGCCCGCACGCACAGCAUGUCCUAUCAUUUGGUCAGCAUGGACAGCCAACAGUGGUGGUUCUGGUGGAGGCGGAUCCCUGCCUGGAUGUGGAAGAAACUGAUAGCCGUGUUACCUACAGUCUUAGCUGGCUUUAAAAGCUACUCGAGCCGACUCAGAGAGAUGGCUGAAAUAGCAGGAGCCGAAGCGGGCGUGUUGGCCAUCAGUUUAAUAGUUAACAAACAGCUCCACACCUUGGAGAGGUCCAUCUGGCUGGUAGUUGUCCUGAGCAGUAUCUACGCCGCUAUUAUGCUCAGCGGCCUGCAGUACGAGCGGUACCUCAACUCCCCCACAGUCAUUUCGGUGGAUCGAGACUACCGUGGCUGGAAUGGAUCGUUGCCGGCAGUCACCCUGUGCUACUACGAUCACAUAGACUCCUUUAAGGCGAACGAGUACAUUCAGGAUGUGUGGAACGUGUCCAUUAUUGAUGAGGACUACUUCUACUUUAUGGACUUCCUGUAUGCGGUGGUCAAUGCCACUGCCAGCAACUACGCGGAGCUGGCCAAGUUUGCGGAGGACGAGCGCUUUGACCAGGUGGAUCUGUACGAACUGAUACAGCGGGUGGAUCGGCCCUUUGAGCAGGUCAUUAGCAGCUUCGAUGCCAACUUCAAGGUCCAUGUCCAGAUGGUGAUGACAGAGCGCGGCUCCUGCUAUGCCAUCAACUCGCCGAUGUCUUCGGUGCUAAGUGGAAAACCCAUCGUCUAUGAGGAGAUGGAACAGCCGCUCUCCUGUCAGUACGGCAAGCAGCAGUGCUACAUUCGGAUGGACCUAUACGAGAGCACGGGCGUGCUGGACGUGCACUCGCCGUAUGAGGUAUCCGCAACAGAGGCGAACAUUGUGGCGCUGCACAAAUCCGAUGAGAUAACGGCCUCGUUCAAGGUGCUCGAGACGGUGGCCUCGAAAAACCUCUACGAACUGAGCGUGGCACAGCGCAAAUGCGUGUUUAACAACGAGGAGACAUCCAAUCUGAAGAUUUAUAGCAAAUCCCUUUGCCUGGCUCGCUGUCGGGCUGUGAUGGCACUGGAGAUGUGCAAUUGUGUGCCCUUCUUCUAUCAGUUUGUGGAGGGACCUGGCUGCAAUCCGGCGGGAUUCGAGUGCCUGCUGGACUUCAAGUGGCCCAUCUGGGCCCUGCACAUAUGCAAGUGCCCGUCGACGUGCACGGAGAUCGAGUACACAAUGCAGACGGUGAAAAAGAGUUCGUGGGGCGUGAAGAAUAACGACGAGGUGGCGAGCAGUGAGACGGCUACCUCCAGCUUCCGAUGGGACCUGAUUCCGCCCAAGGUGCGCAUGCGUCGUGAUGUUGUCUACAGCUUUGAGGAUCUCAUUGUGUCCUUUGGCGGUGCAUUGGCCUUCUUCGUGGGUGUCAGUGUGCUGGGUCUGGUGGAGAUGGGCCAUGUUCUUUUCCACAACAUGCUCCUAGAUAUUUCCACUCUAAUUCGCUGGGUCUACACUCAGGCCAGACGACACAGAGUCAUCCACAGAGAGGUAGCGGAGGCGUCUACACCUAGGCACCGUCAUAGCCAUCAGCGUCUCUCGUUGGCCGACACAGCGGAACUGCCGCCGUUCGACUAUGUGAAUUGAUAAGC
This is a messenger RNA of Drosophila persimilis, 1675 nucleotides long. RefSeq names its product pickpocket protein 19 (gene ppk3). Gene Ontology annotation, cellular component: membrane. Gene Ontology annotation, biological process: sodium ion transmembrane transport. Lineage: Eukaryota; Metazoa; Arthropoda; Insecta; Diptera; Drosophilidae. The transcript has 6 exons. The coding region runs from base 69 to 1670 and encodes 533 amino acids. The record is from RefSeq and is a predicted model, not a curated record. Gene Ontology annotation, molecular function: ligand-gated sodium channel activity.